Molecule: messenger RNA, 3495 nt
Organism: Alligator mississippiensis (American alligator)
Lineage: Eukaryota; Metazoa; Chordata; Crocodylia; Alligatoridae
Gene: XRCC4
Product: X-ray repair cross complementing 4
Exons: 8
Coding region: 94-1023 (309 amino acids)
Biological process (GO): immunoglobulin V(D)J recombination; positive regulation of ligase activity; double-strand break repair via nonhomologous end joining
Cellular component (GO): nucleus; DNA ligase IV complex; DNA-dependent protein kinase-DNA ligase 4 complex
Molecular function (GO): DNA binding
Source: RefSeq, a predicted model, not a curated record
GCCGCGGCCUGCGAUUGGCUGUGCUGAGGCCCGCGGCGAAAGCGGCCUUUCCAGGGCACCGGAAGCGGCGGCGCCUGAGCGAGGUGACUAAAAAUGGAGAAAAUAGUGAACAGAAUUUGUCUGGCUUCCACUCCGGACACGAUAUAUUUUCUACAGGUUGCUUGGGAAAAAGACUUAAGCACUGGUUUUGUUGCAACACUUAGUGAUGGGCAAUCAGCAUGGACUGGGACAGUUUCUGAAGCUGAAAUUUCUAGGGAAGCUGCUGACAUGGAAAUGGAAAGAGAAAAAUAUGUUGAAGAACUGAGGAAAGCACUGGUAUUAGAAGCAAGACCAGCUAAUAUAUAUAAUUUCUAUAUUUCUAAAGAUGAAGAAAAUGCAGACUACUUUCAUUUCUCUUAUGAAAAAAAUCUGAAAGAUUUUUCUUUUAGACUUGGAUCACUGAAGCUACAGAAAGUCUCAGCUCCAGCUGAAGUCAUUCAAGAGCUGAUUAGCUAUUGCCUAGAUUGCAUAGCAAGACUUCAUGCCAAAAAUGAGCACCUGCAAAAAGAAAACGAAAGGCUUCGAAGUGACUGGAAUGACGUACAAGGACGACUUGAAAAAUGUGUGGAAGCUAAAGAAGAAUUAGAGACAGAUCUUUAUCAACGGUUUGUUCUGGUGCUCAAUGAAAAGAAAGCAAAGAUAAGAAACUUACAAAAGUUAUUAAAAGAAGCUAAGGAACCUACAGAGGAUAAAACACAUGCAAGCACUUCUCCCGUUGAAACUACUGCUGAAAGAGAAGAUGAUUAUGAGGGCAGCACUGAUGAGGAAAGUGAGCCUUUAACACAGCCUUCAGUAGCAUUAGGUACAGAAAGAAGGGAUUCCCUUCUAAACAGCCCAGACACGGUUGAUAUAGCUCCAAACAGAAAGCGGAGACAAAGGGCUCUAAAGACUGCUGGAACAGGACCGAAAAUGGCUACACACGAGACAGAUCUGCAAGUAAACAAAAAAAUUAGAAAACAGAAGGUGACAUCCUUGCUCCACUGAGUUAAUAGCAAAAUCUUUCUAACAAGUGGGGAAUCAGAAAGAGUUCCACGGUUACUUCCUUUUGGUCUGUAAGCAAUGUUUAUUAUGUUAUCAAUGAUGUCAGUACAGUUCCAAAGAUAUAAUUUAUAAGUUAACUUUUGCUCCUCUUGUCUGAUUCUGCAAUGCUGAUUUUAACUUUAACAUGUCAUAAAUAAUUAGCAUAAUUUUCAAAGGCAUUGAGGGGUCUCAAUCUCAGUUACAGAAGUGAUUAGAAUAUUUAGGGGCUUUAAUCUCAUUGAAAGCCAAUGAAACAGAUUCCUAAGUGAAAAUGAGAGUCUUAGAUUAAGUAUGAGUGAACCAGGUAUACAGCUGAGGUUGGCAACUUGAGGUUGUAGGAUUUCCAUAUUUGGAGGUUUUUAAGAGAAAGCCUUGGUUGAGAUUGUCUAGUUGGGGCUGGUCCUGCUUUGAGCAGGAGGUUGGACUAGAUGACCUUCUGAGGUCCCUUCCAACCCUCAUUUUCUAUGUUUCUAUGGAGGCCCAUGGCAGAUGUUACAUUUAAGGCGUGAUUUACAAGUUAAUCAUGUCUUAAGUGGUAACCUGCAGCCACACAUUCAUGUGAUUAAUGGUGAGAUUAAAUAGGGAAUAAGCCAAAGUUAUUAUAGAAAAUAUGUGUAAUAACUUGGUGACUGGUUUCUGUCAUACAUUAAACUGAGCACAUGGCCAGUAUCAAUCAACUGAUUGGUGCUCCCAGCCCCCAGAGCACAACAGAAUGCAGUUCAACAAGGAGAAAUGCAAAGUGCUGCACCUAGGGAGGAAAAAUGUCCAGCACAACUACAGCCUAGGAAAUGACCUGCUGGGUGGCACGGAAGCAGAAAGGGAUCUUGGAGUCCUACUGGACUCCAAGAUGAACAUGAGUUGGCAGUGUGACGAAGCCAUCAAAAAAGCCAAUGGCACUUUAUCGUGCAUCAGCAGAUGCAUGAUGAAUAGAUCCAAGGAGGUGAUACUUCCCCUCUAUCGGGCACUGGUCAGACCGCAGUUGGAGUACUGCGUGCAAUUCUGGGCGCCACACUUCAAGAAGGAUGCGGAUAACCUGGAGAGGGUCCAGAGAAGGGCCACUCGUAUGGUUAAGGGCCUACAGACCAAGCCCUACAAGGAGAGACUAGAGAAACUGGACCUUUUCAGCUUCCGCAAGAGAAGGUUGAGAGGCGACCUUGUGGCUGCCUAUAAGUUCAUCACAGGGGCACAGAAGGGAAUUGGUGAGUAUUUAUUCACCAAGGCUCCCCCGGGGGUUACAAGAAAUAAUGGCCACAAGCUAGCAGAGAGCAGAUUUAGACUGGACAUUAGGAAGAACUUCUUCACAGUUCGAGUGGCCAAGGUCUGGAACGGGCUGCCAAGGGAGGUGGUGCUCUCCCCUACCCUGGGGGUCUUCAAGAGGUUAGAUGAGUAUCUAGCUGGGGUCAUCUAGACCCAGCACUCUUUCCUGCUUGUGCAGGGGGUCGGACUCGAUGAUCUAUUGAGGUCCCUUCCGACCCUAACAUCUAUGAAUCUAUGAAUCUAUGAAUUAGCAGCUGACUGGUGCUACCAGCCGCAGGUAUACUGGCACCCAGCUUGCUACUUGCUAGUGCAGGGGGAGCCCGGAAUCAUAAUCCUCGAUUCCACAAUCAUGCCUUUUGUCAUGCACAUGCGGCAUAGCACAUAGGGCCUCGCAUUGCUUAAAUCUGUGCUGGAGUGUUAACUUGAUUAGAAUGCAAACCCAAUGGUCUCCUUAAUUUUGAACUUCAGUGUUUGUCUACAAGCUGGGGAUGGAGUUGAGAAAAAUAAAGAGCUCAGAAAAUUCAUCCAUUUAAAUCAUGCCUAUACCAACACCAUUGUGAAUUUGUGCUGCCUCUGUUUUCAGUGAUAUUAGCACUGCACAUUCAUAUCAACAAGACUGAUGGGGUAGGACAUAAUGAAAACAGAAAACUGUUGCAAGCUUUUAAGCUGAUUGAUUAAAGUCACAUUUUACUCUAUAGGUUAAGUUAAAGCCUUUAUCUCCCUAUUUGAUGGUUUUCUUCUUACUUUAAAAUGUUCUUUAUAUUCAAAUGCCUGUAGCUAAAUGUCUAAAGCAUUAAGUGGUAGGAUUUACAUAAGAAUAAAUUAUUUACAUUGGUUUUAUAAUUCCUACCAGAUUCUACCAUGGUUUUAAUUCAUUUAAUCCUAAAAUCCCUAGCAAAAAGUCUUUUGAUACUCAGAACACAACGUAUAUAUGGUUGAUGUCCAAAGUGUUUCAGUUUAAGGCUCCAAAAUCAAAAGUUAUACUUACAAAGCUUCUUUUAAUACUAAGAACAUGCUUUGUCUUACUGCUUGGCUGAUUUCCUUAAAAUGUUGAUUUGUAAAGUGGGGUUUUGUUUAAAUGACUCCAGACCAUGAAAGUAUCGUGUUAAUAUGGAUGAUUUUCGCUGAAAUAAACUGUGUUCCAUUAAAAAUACAGUAAUAAAAUUCACAGCAUACAAU